UAGGAAAAUUAAGCAGAGAAAUGUGUCCUUCCCACCGCCUCUCAGUUACUGCCCCAAGAAGCAGCUUCACUCGCUAGCUCUCCAUUAAGCAAAGGAAUGUGUCCUCCUUCCCACCACCGCCAACAGGCAGCAACAGAGCAACCUCACUCGCUCUCUCCUGCUGGUCUGAAUAAAUAAGAUCUCUCCAGUAUUCCAUAAACAAGUUUCCUGGUCCUUCCUGCAGCAGAAGAAGCCAGCAAGUUCUUAAAGAUGCAGGCUUGUGUUCUGAAGGUGAACUUUUGCUGUGAUGGGUGCCAGAAAAAAGUAAGAAGAGUGCUUCACAAGAUCGAGGGGGUGUGCACGGUGACAAUAAAUGAAGAGGAAGGGAAGGUUACAGUGACAGGGGCUGUGGAUCCAGCCAUCCUCAUCAAAAAGCUUAACGAGGUUGGCAAACAUGCCGAGGUUAUUCCCACAAAGGGUGGAAACCAGCCGAACCUCACCGACAUGCUACAAAAGCUCAAGCUUGAUUGUGUCAAAGGACAACAGAAGGAGAAUGGAAAGUCGCAAAAGGGUGGUGGUGGUGGUGGUGGAAAGUCGCAAAAGAGUGGCGCUAGUCACAAGGAGCAAAAGCAGACUCGGGAGCAGGGAAAAGGGUUCAAAGAUCUGAAAUUUCCCAAUCUGAAGGACCUCAAGUUGACUUUCAAGGAGGACAACAAGAAGUUCAAGUUCAAUCCGCCUUCCAAGGACAACAAGAUGGAUGAUGGAAACGUCGAAGACGACUUUGACGACGAGGACUUGGACGAUAUGUACGAUGAGUUUGGUGGUGAUGGGAUGCUUGGUGACCGUAAGAGGAUGAUGAAACCCAACAUGAAGAUCUUUAACCAGCUGAAUGUGAAAGGGAAUGGUGUAGCAAAUCGUAAGAAACGUGGUGGUGGUGUUAAGGGAGCAAAUCUAGUCCAAGUGAUCAACAAGGUUAUGGGAGGCAAAAUUGGCGGCUGCGGCUGUGGCGGUGGCGUCGGAAAACAAAACCAAACCAAUGGUAGUGGUAGAAGAGGCCAUGGAACUCAUGGGAGUAAGAAGAAUGGAGGAGGAAGCAGCAAGAAGAACAAGGGUGGGAAUCAUGGAAACCAUGCCGACCCGUCAUCCCGGGGAGGUAGCAAGCGUGCUGGCGGAAGCAAUGCCGGUGUGGGACUAGGGUUAGGAAGGGCCCAGCCCAACAUGAUGAUGGGCGAAAUAGGAGGUUUUCCGUUGGGCGGCAUGCCGCUGGGCUAUUUCCAGCCGGGGUCGAUGCCACCGGAUAUGAUGAUGAUGGCAAGUGGAAACCACCCCUACUACCACCAGCAGUAUAUGCAAGCUCUACUGCAACUGCAACAGCAACAGCAGCAGAGGAUGAUGAUGAUGAUGACUGCAGUAGAUCGGCCGACUUUCCCGCCGGCGCAGCUGAGCCACGGAUAUGGAUACAGUCGGCCAGUGUACACGCCGCAACCACCGCAGCAGCUGCAUCCCCACGUGGAACCAUACUUGAUGUUCAGCGAUGAGAAUCCUAAUAGUUGCUCGGUAAUGUGAAGGGAGCAAAAGCGAGCUGGGUGUGCGCUGCCUGCUUCUCCGUUUUCUUCAUCAGUCGCGUUGUUUUCGUUUUUAUGGAGUUUGGCUUUAGGGCUUUAAUUUGAUCUCCCUCCGUCUGGUAAUUGCUCGCUAUAGUUUGCAGUAUAUAGGAGUCGGCGGUCCUUAAUUUACCUUGUGGUUCUUAGACAGUUAUUGGCAGUGUUUCUUGUGCAGAAAUUAGAAGAAAAUUAAAGAUGAGUGUGGAUUGCGACGC
Zingiber officinale is the source of this 1798-nucleotide messenger RNA. Its product is annotated as heavy metal-associated isoprenylated plant protein 32-like. Gene Ontology annotation, molecular function: metal ion binding. The transcript has 4 exons. Lineage: Eukaryota; Viridiplantae; Streptophyta; Magnoliopsida; Zingiberales; Zingiberaceae. The coding region runs from base 250 to 1545 and encodes 431 amino acids. The record is from RefSeq and is a predicted model, not a curated record.